Molecule: messenger RNA, 4626 nt
Organism: Pungitius pungitius (ninespine stickleback)
Lineage: Eukaryota; Metazoa; Chordata; Actinopteri; Perciformes; Gasterosteidae
Gene: tecpr1a
Product: tectonin beta-propeller repeat containing 1a
Exons: 24
Coding region: 163-3732 (1189 amino acids)
Biological process (GO): autophagosome maturation
Cellular component (GO): lysosomal membrane; autophagosome membrane
Molecular function (GO): phosphatidylinositol-3-phosphate binding
Source: RefSeq, a predicted model, not a curated record
CGGCCUCACGUAGGAGAUAAACUAUGACGUCUGGUGAGGAUGAUUUCAGAGGGACAACAGUUAUGAUUCAGGCCGCCUGUCGUUGACUUUCACCUGCUGAAGGACCAGCGGGGCCGCUCGCGCCGGUUGACGGUUGAUGAGACGAAGCGACAGGUCCCCGCCAUGCCCGUCUCUCUGCUGUGGGCGGUGGACGUCUACGGGCGGGUCUACAGCCUGUCCACGGCGGGGCAGGUGUGGGAGCAGUGCCGCGACGCCCACAUGGAGUUCAAGCGGGUGACGGCGGCCCAGCGGUGCUGCUGGGGCAUCGCCUGCGACAACGGCGUCUACCUGAACGUCCGCGCCUCCGACCUGCCGGUCCGCUACCGGGAGGAGGCCUACGAGAAUCAGCGGUGGAACCCCGUGGACGGUUUCUCGGAGCGCUUGCUGCCGAGCGAUCGCUGGCAGUGGAGCGACGUCACGGGCCUGCAGCACCGACCUCUGGACGGCUUCCGGCUUCCCUCCGCCAGCUGGGAGUGGGAGGCCGACUGGCACGCCGACGAAAACCUUGACGGGGAGCCCACGGAGAAGGGGGGAUGGACCUACGCCAUCGACUUUCCCGCCACCUACACCAAAGACAAGAAGUGGAACUCCUGCGUGCGACGCAAGCGAUGGCUCCGCUACAGGAGAUACAAUGUCAUGGACACCUGGGCGAAGAUCCCCUCACAGCCGGCAACGCUUCCAGACCCCUUCAGCGACAUCAGCUGUGGAGGCUGGGAAAUCAGUGACGAGCCCAUGGGCCGGAUGUCCCUGUGGGCUGUGUCUCUGCAGGGCAAGGUGUGGUUCAGAGAGGGAAUCGACCACCACAACCCGGAGGGCUCCUGGUGGGAGGAGAUGACUCUCCCCGGGGAGGUGGUGCAGAUCAGCUGUGGCCCGGGGGAUCUGGUCUGGGCGGUGCUGUGGGAGGGGCAGCUCAUUGUCCGGGAGGGCGUCAGCAGAGACUGCCCCAAAGGUACCUCCUGGGCGGUGGUGGACUCCCCCAGCCCUGAGGUGGGGGCCACACACGUCGCCGUGGGAGUCAACGUGGUCUGGGCUUUGACCAAGGACAACAAAGUGUGGUUCAGACGCGGCGUGAACUCCCACAACCCUAGUGGCUCCGGCUGGAUCAGCAUGGUCGGAGAAAUGAUGAUGAUCAACGUAGGACUCAACGAUCAGGUGUUCGCGGUCGGCCGUGAGGAUCGGGCGGUGUACUUCCGACAAGGUGUCACCUCCAGUGAGCUGAGCGGGAAAACCUGGAGGGCCGUCACGGUCCCCCGAGACGGAGACCGACCGCACUCCAGCGCCAGCAGCCUGCAGAGCGCCGGCUGUUACUUCUGCGGCGAGGUGCGUGCUCAGUCAGCAGUGAGUGACGUGGAAUCGGACGGAGAGAGAGGAUCCGCCGAUGGCUCCGGCCUCCCCCUCCCCCUCCUCCACGCCGCCGCCGCCGCUGUCUCCCCGGAGCCCUUAGCUGACGCCGCGACGGACCACUGCGACCGUCCCGUGGACCCCCCCGAAGCCCGCGUCCCCAAAGUCACCAGCGACAGCUUCAUCUCUGAACUCGUCUCGGACCGAGACCCUUCGGUCGCGGCUCUUCUGGAGGAGGACGACGACGACCACCCCGCCCCCGGCGGCGGCGACGACGCAGCCAUCUCCUCCAGCCGGUCCGGCGGGCUCGGCCAGUGGAGCAACGUGGAUCUGGAGGAGGCGCAGGGCCAGCGGGCGCAGGCCGCGGCGCUGGCGGACUCGGCGGACACCUGCAGCCUGUCGUCGGUGGCCACCUACACGCUGGCCGCGGAGGAGCAGUAUGGGUCGGACGAGCACCCCCUGUGGGCGUGGGUCAGUGGGGGCGGCUGCUCCGUGGACGGUCACUCCCAACUCGGCUGGUUCAGCUGCUCGACCAACGCUUCGUCCUUGGUCCAGUCCGUCCAGUCCAUGAGUCUCUCUGUCACUCCGGCCCAGACGGCAGCCUGGCGGAGACAAAUCUUUGAGCAACUUGGCGAGCGGACCAAGAGAGAGCUGGAUAAUUUCAGGCAUUACGAGCAAGCCGUAGAACAGUCUGUGUGGGUGAAGAAGGGAACCAUGCAGUGGUGGAGAGACUGGAAGCCACACAAGUGGACGGAUGUGCACUUUGCCCUGGAGCAGUUCUCCGGACCAGAGGGCAACAAGGACGGCAUCCUCUUCAUCUACUACAACUAUUAUGAGGAGAAGAAGUACCUGCAUGCCUUCAUCAAUGAGGUCACCAUCCUGGUUCCUGUGCUCAAUGACUCCAAACACUCGUUCGCCAUCUACACUCCAGAGCGGACCAAACAGAGGUGGCCCAUCCGGUUGGCUGCAGCCACAGAGCUGGAGAUGCAUGAUUGGCUGGCGUUGUUGAGUGACUCGUGCCUCAGCUCCAGGGGGAUCCAGGGUCCUCCCUCCAAACAGGCCAUGUGGUCCGUUACCUGUAAGGGAGACAUCUUUGUCAGCGAGCCCUCUCCUAGUCUGGAGGCCCUGCCUUACCCCACCCCCUGCGACCAGAUGUUCUGGCGGCAGGUCGGAGGUCACCUUCGCCUGGUGGAGAGCAACAGCGUUGGCAUCGUGUGGGGCAUCGGCUACGACCACACGGCCUGGGUGCACAGCGGGGGCGACGGAGGCGGCUUCUCACAGGGACUGGCCAGCAGCGCGGAUAACAUUUACACACAGGUGGAUGUCAAGAGCGUCCACAUCUACGAGAACCAGCGGUGGAACCCCGUCACCGGCUACACCAACAGAGGGCUCCCUACAGACCGCUACAUGUGGAGCGACGCGUCGGGGCUGCACGAGUGCACAAAAACCAACAUGAAGCCCCCCUCCCCUCAGUGGACCUGGGUGUCCGACUGGGCCGUCGACUACGGCGUCUCCGGGGGGACGGACCGAGAAGGCUGGCAAUAUGCAGCUGACUUUCCAGCGUCGUACCAUGGCUAUAAAACGCUAAAGGACUUUGUGCGCCGCCGGCGAUGGGCCAGGAAGAGCAAGCUGACCACAACAGGACCCUGGCAGGAAGUCCCGCCCAUAUCGCUGAUCGACGUGAGCCUGCUGCCCUGUGCGGCUCCGAGCAGCGUGGACCUGGUCCCCCUGUGGGCCAUCAGCAACAAGGGCGACGUGCUCUGCAGGCUGGGGGUCACCGCUCUGACCCCGGCUGGAUCCUCGUGGCUCCACGUGGGGACCGACCAGCCUUUCAAGUCCGUCUGCGUCGGGGGGGCCAGCCAGGUGUGGGCUAUCGCCAAGGACGGUUCUGCCUUCUACCGGGGGUCCGUCUCGCCACAGAGCCCCGCGGGAGACUGCUGGUACCACAUCCCCUCCCCGGCCAAACAGAAGCUGAAGCAGGUGUCUGUUGGGAGGACGUCGGUCUUCGCGGUCGAUGAAAAUGGUAACCUGUGGUACCGGCAGGGCGUGACCCCGAGCUACCCGCAGGGCUCCAGCUGGGAGCACAUCUCCAAUAACGUGCGUAAGGUCUCUGCAGGGCCUCUGGACCAGGUGUGGAUCAUCGCCGACAAGGUGCAGGGCAGCCUCAGCCUGAGCUGUGGCACCGUGUGCCAUCGACUCGGGGUCCAACCCGUGGAGCCCAAGGGACAGUCGUGGGACUACGGCAUCGGGGGUGGGUGGGACCACAUCACCGUGAGAGGAAACUCCAUGGAGCCGCCCCGCGUGCGUCGUCCCUCCCUGACGGCCCCCGCACUCGAUUCUCCUGCCUUUUAACUGGCAGCGCCGAUGACCCGACUCCGGAGGACCUUCAUCGCUGCGUGAGAGAGAAACUUUAAGAACAAUCCUAAACGUGAAAGACUAUUAACUUUCACGAAGCACUCUGUGCUUUUCUGUCUCGCUUAUUUUUGGUCACUAACGUUGAACUCGAUGGUCUUAAUAUUUUUCUUUAUUUAUUUGUGUGUGUGUGUGUGUGUGUGUGUGUGUGUGUGUGUGUGUGUGUGUGUGUGUGUGUGUGUGUGUGUGUGUGUGUGUGUGUGUGUGUGUGUGUGUGUGUGUGUGUGUGUGUGAGAGAGAAUGUGAAACCAUGGUUGGUGCAGCUGAUCUUACUUCAGGAGGUUUUGGGUGUUUCUGGGCUCAGUGUGUAAGCAGCUGUAGCGACACCUGCACCGGCUUUAUUUACCUGUGGUGGUUGCUGCUUGCCUUGUACAAACAGUCACUCCUGUUUUACAAGGGGUUUAAGGUUAUUUUCUAAUAUAUAUAUAUACUGUUGUUCUAGGUUCUCUCGAGUGUGUGCAGUGUAAAUAAGGGAGUCAUGUAGAUUACUUGUAAAAGUCUUGUGGUUGAAUCUUCCUCUUUCUCAGGAGAAUAUUUGCAUGUCUUCUUUCUGACAGUAAAAGAAUGACUGAGCAGUUAGAAAAGAAACCUAAGUCUGUAAGAUAUUAAUGUUAUACAAUCUGUAUAUUAGUUGCUACAAUGAUCAAAAUUCAGCGCUUCAGGCAUCCGUUGGUCUUUAGUGGUCUGGCUUUAUUUCCCCAUGUAUUAAUGUUACUGUAUAAUAAUGCAGCCUAUGGUGUGACUGACAUGCUGCUGUGAGUCCUCCUCUCACGUGUUGUGCAUUGUCAAAGCAACAGUCCUUGUCAAUAAAUAAAGAUGUUUAUUGAUAAUAAC